AUGGCUCCAGGAGGACCAGCAGCCGGACGUGGCAGAGGUGGGAAAUUCAAGAAGUUCACUCGUGGAGGUGGUAAACACUUCUCUCGUGAUCUUCGACCUCUCGACGCCAAUGGAAACGAAAUCCGCGAAAAGAAUGCCGAUGAUUCAUCCUCAGAAGAAGAAGAGGAAUCGGAGGAGGAAUCUUCUGAAGAAGAGGAAGAGGAAAAGCAAGAGAUGACCCGUGAACAACGUCGCGCCGCUGCCAAAGCAAAGAAAGAAGCUGCUAUCAAGAAGAAGAACCAAAAAGUCGCACAAGUUGGUGAUCUUCCAACCGAUAGCGAAGAAGAGAGUGAGGAUGAUGACAUGCCCGCCAAUCCCAAUCAUAGCAAGGCCGCUAGAGACCAAGCAAAGGCACCUCCAAAAUCUAUUGAUGAAGUUGCCGAUGACGUUGCAAAGAUGAGCGUCAGCAAGGAACCUCAAGAGUUGAGUCGCAAGGAAAGAGAGGCAAUUGAGGCUCAAAAGAAGAGAGAAGCAUACCAAAGAUUACAUCUUGCUGGAAAGACUGACGAAGCUCAAGCCGAUCUCGCAAGAUUGGCAAAGGUCAGAGAGGAGAGACGCUUGGCAGCAGAACGCAAGGCUGCCGAAGAAGAAGAGCGUAAGGAACAGGAGCAAGCAAAGUCAGAGCAAUUGGCGAGGGAACAAAAGAGAAGAGAGGAUGCCAUGGGACCUGCAGCUAAAGGAAAGAAGGGAAAGAAAUGA
Messenger RNA from Botrytis porri, 738 nucleotides. RefSeq lists its product as uncharacterized. The record is from RefSeq and is a predicted model, not a curated record. Gene Ontology annotation, cellular component: cytosol. The coding region runs from base 1 to 738 and encodes 245 amino acids. NCBI's taxonomy places the organism in Eukaryota, Fungi, Ascomycota, Leotiomycetes, Helotiales, Sclerotiniaceae. The transcript has 3 exons. Gene Ontology annotation, molecular function: RNA binding.